AUGUCUUCUUUUUCUGUGUGUGUUCAUCAGAGGCCGGAUGAGGAGGUGGUGCUGGACCGGGGAGGUUCGAGCUCUGUGCUGAACUUCCACUACGAGAGGGAGGAAAUAGAAAGCCACAGGACUCUGUUUGUGGGGGUGCGGAUGCCCAAGCAGGGCCAUCGUCACCACAAGGCCCAUGGAUCCCGCCACCGAAAGAAAGAAAAACGGGCAGGAAGUAGCUCAAACCAGCCAACCCAGGAAUCUGAAACACCCCCGUCCAGCUAUGACACGCCUUCCCAGAGGGUCCAGUUCAUCCUGGGCACAGAGGAGGACCCUGAACAUGUGGCGCACGAACUGUUCACCGAGCUGGAUGAGAUCCGUGCGAGGGAUGGCAAGGAAGCCGAGUGGAAGGAAACAGCCAGGUGGCUGAAGUUUGAGGAAGACGUGGAGGACGGCGGCGAGAGGUGGAGCAAGCCUUAUGUGGCGACUCUCCCCCUCCACAGCCUGUUGGAGCUCCGCAGCUGCCUCGCCAAAGGCACCGUGUUGCUUGACAUGCACGCCGACUGCAUCGAGGAGAUUGCCGACAUGGUGCUGGACCACCAGGAUGCGUCCCAUGAGAUGGAUGAAAGCGUUAGAAUAAAGGUGCGUGAGGCUCUGCUGAAGAGACACUACCACCAGAACGAUAAGAAGAAGAACCUGAUUCCUAUCGUUCGUGCCAUCACAGAGGGAACCCGCAAACAGUCGGAACCCCAACUUACAGCCACGUCUCCACAGCCUGCUCCAGCUGCAGAACCAGCUAAGAACACAAUUGGACACGACAGCCUUCAACCGGUCCCCCUCAGCAAGGUGGACCUGCACUUCAUGAAGAAGAUCCCAGAGGGGGCAGAGGCCUCCAAUGUGCUCGUGGGAGAGCUGGACUUCCUCGAGAGGCCCUUCGUGGCCUUUGUCCGCCUCUCUCCUGCUGUGCUGCUCACCGGCCUCACUGAGGUGCCCAUACCUACCAGGUUCCUCUUCAUUCUUCUGGGCCCGGAUGGAAAGGCUCAGCAAUACCAUCAAAUUGGACGCUCAAUGGCGACCAUCAUGACAGACGAGAUCUUCCAUGAUGUAGCGUACAAGGCGAAGAACAGAGAUGACCUGCUUGCUGGGAUAGAUGAAUUCCUGGACAUGGCGACUGUCCUGCCGCCAGGAGAGUGGGACCCCUCUAUCCGCAUCGAGCCGCCUAAGAAUGUCCCCUCUCAGGAGAAGAGAAAGAUGCCAGGAGUCCCUAACGGUACAGCCUGCCCGGUGGAUGAAGAACUACAUGCUGAGCAGCAUGGGCCAGAGCUGCAGAGAACUGGAAGGUUGUUUGGCGGUCUGAUCCUGGACAUCAAGAGAAAAGUUCCUUUCUACCUGAGCGACUAUAAGGAUGGACUGAACCUCCAGUGUGUGGCCUCUUUCCUCUUCCUCUACUGUGCCUGCAUGUCUCCUGUUAUCACCUUUGGAGGACUGUUGGGGGAGGCGACAGAGGGACGCAUUAGUGCAAUAGAAUCCUUACUUGGUGCAUCUAUGACUGGAGUGGCCUACUCAGUGUUUUCUGGUCAGCCUCUCACCAUUCUGGGCAGCACAGGUCCGGUACUUGUGUUUGAGAAAAUCCUCUACAAGUUCUGCAAGGACUACAAUCUGUCCUAUCUGUCACUGAGGGCCUGCAUCGGCCUGUGGACGGCCCUGAUGUGCUUGACGUUGGUUGCCACGGAUGCUAGCUCUCUGGUGUGCUACAUCACUCGGUUCACAGAGGAGGCCUUCGCCGCCCUCAUCUGCCUCAUCUUCAUCUAUGAAGCCUUGGAGAAGCUAUUCCACCUGAGAGAAAUCUACCCAUUCAACACACACAGCGAACUGGACAAACUCACACUGGCAUACUGUAGGUGUGCCGAACCUGAUAAUCCCAGUAAUAAAACAUUACAGAUGUGGAGUGAGAAAAACAUCACAUCGUCUGCUGUACCUUGGACCAACCUCACUGUCACGGAGUGUAAAAAUCUGCAGGGUCACUUUGUUGGGACAGCGUGUGGCCACCAUGGCCCCUACACCCCAGAUGUUCUCUUCUGGUCCACCAUUUUGUUCUUCUUAACCUUCCUCAUGUCCGCCUUUCUCAAACAAUUCAAGACAAGUCGUUAUUUCCCCACCAGGGUGCGGUCUAUGAUCAGUGACUUUGCAGUGUUCCUCACCAUUGUCUUCAUGGUUCUGCUUGACUAUUUCGUUGGAAUACCGUCCCAGAAGUUGAAGGUGCCCAGCAAAUUCCAGCCCACCAGAGAUGAUCGAGGUUGGCUGAUUAAUCCAAUAGGACGUAACCCAUGGUGGACUAUCUUGGCUGCUUUCGUCCCUGCUCUUCUUUGCACCAUCCUCAUCUUCAUGGACCAGCAGAUCACUGCUGUCAUCAUCAACCGCAAAGAGCACAAACUACUGAAGGGCUGUGGGUACCACCUGGACCUGCUGAUUGUGGGGGUGAUGCUGGCGGUGUGCUCCAUCAUGGGCUUGCCCUGGUUCGUAGCGGCCACCGUCCUGUCCAUUUCUCAUGUCAACAGCCUGAAGCUGGAGUCGGAGAGCUCGGCUCCCGGGGAGCAGCCUCGCUUCCUGGGCAUUCGAGAGCAGAGACUCACCGGCCUCUUCAUCUUCCUGCUCAUGGGCUGCUCUGUAUUCUUUACCGGAGCCCUGCAGUUCAUUCCUAUGCCAGUGUUGUACGGAGUUUUCCUCUACAUGGGAGCCUCUUCAUUAAAUGGCAUCCAGCUCUUCGACCGCCUGAAGCUGUUCGGCAUGCCAGCGAAGCACCAGCCAGACUUCAUCUACCUGCGCCACGUCCCCCUGAGGAAGGUUCACCUGUUCACGAUCACCCAGCUCACCUGUCUGGCGCUGCUGUGGUUCAUCAAGACUUCGCCGGCUGCUAUCGUCUUCCCCAUGAUGGUGCUGGCGCUGGUUUUUGUGCGCAAACUGCUGGACUUGUGCUUCUCUAAGCGAGAGCUGAGUUACCUGGAUGAUAUAAUGCCUGAAUCGAAGAAAAAGAAUCUUGACGAUGCCUCCAAAAAGAAAGACGAGGAAUCGCAGGUGAUGCUCACUACAAACCCGGAAGAUGCAGCUACAGUUCAGAUUCCGCUGGAGAGCAGCAAGUCUGACCAGACCAUAAAAGCACAUGACCCCAGGUGUGACCCCUCUGAUAUUAAUAUAUCCGACGAAAUGUCUAAAACCACCGUGUGGAAAUCCCUCAACUCCAAUCCUCGUCCCGUGGCUGCUAAGAAGGCAAGGUGGCAGCGUGUCGGAGCAGCGUUGAAGUGUGAGAUGAACCAUGGAGGGGUGCAGGAGGCCAGUCACUAG
Molecule: messenger RNA, 3321 nt
Organism: Limanda limanda (common dab)
Lineage: Eukaryota; Metazoa; Chordata; Actinopteri; Pleuronectiformes; Pleuronectidae
Gene: slc4a8
Product: solute carrier family 4 member 8
Exons: 24
Coding region: 1-3321 (1106 amino acids)
Biological process (GO): transmembrane transport; bicarbonate transport; regulation of intracellular pH
Cellular component (GO): plasma membrane
Molecular function (GO): monoatomic anion transmembrane transporter activity; solute:inorganic anion antiporter activity; sodium:bicarbonate symporter activity
Source: RefSeq, a predicted model, not a curated record